Molecule: messenger RNA, 470 nt
Organism: Struthio camelus australis
Lineage: Eukaryota; Metazoa; Chordata; Aves; Struthioniformes; Struthionidae
Source: RefSeq, a predicted model, not a curated record
GUACAACAAAAUCAGAGGAUCGAGCUGCCCUACUGAAGAAGUUUAAUGAACCUGGGUCACAGUACUUCAUCUUUUUGCUGAGUACGAGGGCAGGAGGUCUGGGCUUGAACCUCCAGGCUGCUGACACUGUUAUAAUCUUUGAUAGUGAUUGGAAUCCUCACCAGGACUUGCAGGCCCAAGACCGAGCUCAUCGAAUUGGUCAGCAGAAUGAGGUUCGAGUCCUGCGACUAUGCACUGUGAACAGUGUGGAGGAGAAGAUACUUGCUGCUGCAAAGUAUAAACUAAAUGUAGAUCAAAAAGUUAUUCAGGCUGGAAUGUUUGAUCAGAAAUCUUCAAGCCAUGAGCGGAGAGCUUUUCUACAAGCUAUAUUAGAGCAUGAGGAAGAAAAUGAGGAAGAAGAUGAAGUUCCCGAUGAUGAGACUCUGAAUCAGAUGAUUGCUCGGCGUGAAGAGGAAUUUGAUCUCUUCAUG